AUGCUUCCAGUAAAGUACCUCAUUGCCUUGAGUGCUGUUUGCGCUGCUCACGUGCAAAGCUACAGCGUUCCAGACUCGGAACAAACUGCGGUUUAUCAUCAAACUAUCCCGAUCAUUGAUCCGAUCCUUCCGAUAAUUCCAACCAUUGAAGAAGUGAAGGCAGACACUCCCUAUCCUACGAUUCCUCCAAUUGAAGAAGAGAAGGCAAACACUCCCUAUCCUACGAUUCCUCCGAUUGAAGAAGAGAAGCAAGUCUACUUGCCACCUCAGACGGAAGAGGCGUCGGUGACUCCGUGUCCUACAACGACCGAAUCCACACCUCAGUAUCCUGUUCAGGAGACUGGAACGUAUGUUUCGGAUCAGACCGAAACUGUACCAGAAACUCCAUGCCCUGAAACGAUUCCUACUUAUCCUGUUCAGGAGACCCAAGAGACUAUACCCAUUCAGUCGGAAACCCCGUGUCCUGAAACCCCGACAGAGGUGGUGACUGAAGCUCCUGCUACUCCUUAUCCUACCCAGGAGUCUAAAGAAUAUGUACCCGAUCAGACCGAAUCUGUGACAGCUACUCCGUGUCCUGAAACACCGGAAACCGUGACAGAUACUCCGUGUCCUGAAACACCGGAGACUGUGACGGAAACUCCGUGUCCGGAGACGUCGGAAAAACCGACAGAGGCUGCAACUUUAACUCCUUAUCCUGUCCAGGAAACUGAGACUUAUGCACCUCAUCAAGAGGAAUCGACCCCGUAUGUUCCUAUUCAAUCGGAAACUGUAACGUUACCACCAUGUCCGGUAUUCACUCUAGUACCAGAUACGCCUGCUCCUCACUACCAAGAAACUACUCAGUAUGUGCCUGAAACGAAGGCACCAGAAGAAUCAACGGAGGUACCGGAAACGCCAGCACCGACAACUCCUGCUCCUCAGUAUCAAGAGACUACUCAGUAUGUGCCUGAAACGAAAGCACCCGAGGAGUCGACGGAGGUUCCGACGUUGACACCGACAACUCCUGCUCCUCAGUAUCAAGAGACAACUCAGUACGUGCCCGAAACGAAAGCACCAGAAGAAUCGACGGAAGUACCGGUAACGCCAGCACCGACAACUCCUGCUCCUCAGUAUCAAGAGACUACUCAGUACGUGCCCGAAACGAAAGCACCUGAAGAGUCGACGAAAGUACCGGAAACACCAGCACCGUCGACCCCGUGCCCGGUAUUUACAUUAGUACCGGAUACGCCUGCUCCUGAAGACCAAGAGUCUACCAAGUAUACUCCUGAAACAAAGGCGCCUGAAGAGUCGACAGAGAUUCCGGUGACGCCAUGCCCAGAACAAGAAACCAAGCAGUAUACUCCACCGGCGACGGAAACAGUUACUUUGCCGCCUACAAAGCAAGAGGAGACUGAGGCACCAGUAACCCCGUGCCCACCUACACAGCAAGAGGAGACUGAGGCACCAGUAACUCCGUACCCGCCUACCCAGCAAGAGGAGACUGAGGCACCAGCAACCCCAUACCCGACGACAGAGACAGAAACUCAGACGGAAACUCCUGGAACGACCGAAACGCCAACACCGUCGCCGGAACAAAUCGAGACCCAGGACGAUGAAGUGGUCACUACAACUGAUGUGUUGGACACCUUUUCGGACCCACUACCAACCCGCUACCUCCGACUGUAA
This is a messenger RNA of Plasmopara halstedii, 1665 nucleotides long. RefSeq lists its product as uncharacterized. The record is from RefSeq and is a predicted model, not a curated record. The transcript has a single exon. Lineage: Eukaryota; Oomycota; Peronosporomycetes; Peronosporales; Peronosporaceae. Bases 1 to 1665 code for a protein of 554 amino acids.